Molecule: messenger RNA, 7505 nt
Organism: Lymnaea stagnalis (great pond snail)
Lineage: Eukaryota; Metazoa; Mollusca; Gastropoda; Lymnaeidae
Source: the annotation of a GenBank genome assembly
AUCGUAACCAAGAGGGUCGUCUUAUUAAAGACAUGCUGAACAAAGCGAAUGCUGAAAAAAGACUAAGAUAAAGACGUAUGUACACAAACAAAAAUCUCUGUUGAAAAUUCUACGGCUACCAAUUCUACUUAUUCUUCUAUGUUCUGAGGGCCAACUAACAAUGUAAUGAUCAUUCUGGCUCCCCCGUUUUAGACUUGUUAUUUAGUUUUAUUUUAUUUUAGACAUUAAUUGCCCUUUUUUAGCGACUUAUGUCAUUUUUCUGCACUGAAAUUAACUUUAAAAAGAAACUGUUCACUACUCAGACCAGCCUCCGCGGGUUUGAAUCAUGAAGACAUGCAUGGUGAAGGAUGCUGACUGAUUGCUCAAACAAAAAUAUAAAAAAAACUACCACCAUACAAAGUGACAUGGCCACGGUUGAAUGAAUCGUCAAAUCGGCAUGUACCGAACUUUGUCAUGAACAUUGGCAUUCAGUCAGAAACACUGAAGAGCUUUCGCGAAGGGAAACAAGGAGGCUAUACCUUCCAACAAUACUGUGCAUUUAAAAGAAAAACAACAAUUUGUACAUGUGUUUCCCAAUCGUGGAUUAAAAUGAAAUUACGGAUGCUCUAAAAUCACUUUGAUAAAUGCAUUCUAACUCUCGUGUAUAUUUUGCUGCUGGUAUGGCUGCUUCCAUUCACAACCGCCCCCUUCCCCCAUCCAUACUCAAGAUGCUUAAAUGUACUCAGUGAAAAAACAACUGUCAAGCAGCUAGCGUCACGCGUGACGGCUGAACUCAGGUAAAAAAGUUGAAUUUAUCAGAGGCGACCAUUUUAUAAAUCAAUACAGAGCCACGGACAUGAUGUAGGACUGCCUGUAGGACUCAUGCUUAAAGGUAGGAAGGUAGGGUCUGUUGGACUGUCUGCAGGCCUAAUGUUUAAAACCUGGCAUAUAUUUUAGAAAAUUUGAAGCUCAAUCUUUUUGGUAACAGUUGAACCCAACAGGUAUUUUCUCAAAACGCCGGCACCCAGUUCAAAAGCCGGUACCCAGUUCAACCCUCAUUAAAAUAAUUGCUAGACCACAAAUGCCAGCAGCGACCUCGGGAAGACUGUUUGAAUAAUUUGAACAUUUGAGCUUUUAACAAUAAACAAUCUUUAAUAUUGGUCAGAAAAAAAAGAGUGCUGUCAAUUUUUAAGUUUAGGCCACGGCUUAUUUUUUUUUUUAAAACUAAAAUAUUUGACGCCCCAAGAGGUUUCUCUUUCACUAAUAACUGUGCUCAAGAACUCCUUUAAGGGGCAAAGAACUGCAUAUACUAAAAUGCCUGUCUUUUUCCUCAGGUUGUCCCUCUUGGCGUUAGUUUUAUUCGACCAACGGGACAUCUUAGUAUUUGAAGAUUACGCUUGAAUGCUCAGAAUUCUUGAGUUUAGAAUCCCAGCUCUUUGGGACGGAUUACGUCAUCGAUUUAGAUAAUUUACACUUAUUACACAUUUCUUGUGAAUUCAACUCCAGUCUUUCAUUGUUAUUUUCAAAAGACGUGAUCCUCUGGAGAAAAAAAUCUUUGUUUUAAGCGAUGGUUUGAAUUUAGACAAACAGCACAAGAAAAAUUUUAUCAGAUACAACUGCUAUUUUAGUUAAUUGAUUACAGUAGAACCUGGUUAUGUGGACGGCCUCUGGGUUUGCCAAAAAGCGUCGAGAUAACCGAUGAUCGAGAUAAACGAAAAACAAUAUGGCGGCAAUAUAUUCAUAUGUGCUUGAAAUUUCUUUAUCCACAGUAGUAGUACGCGAUGUGCGUUUUCAAAUGGGAAGGUACAUGGAAGUGUUUUUUUGUGUUGUUUUUUUCUUUUACACAACAGCGUUACCGCGAUUUGUUCGAUGAAGCGAUCGGCAGGCUAUACAAAUGUAGAUACAUAUUUGCUAACAACACAAGGCUUAUGUUCGGGGAGCCACCUUUCCGGAUUAUUCCGGAUUCGUGAGGCUAUUUAUUUUUCAGCUCCGGAUUCGCGAGUUUUUAUUUUAUCUCGCUNGUUUUUUUUUCCCCCCCCCCCCCCCCCCUUUUUCGGAUUAGCCAUUUCAGUUUACUCAAAUACGGAUUCUUGUUUAAACAUUUUUUUUUAAAAUCAACGUGUGAGAACGUCUAUUAAGCGACAAGUGGGUUCGCCAUGAAUAGAACAGGUUCUGCGACCGCUCUCUUUUGCUUGCAAUCCUCACGCUCCUCGCUUCUUGCUGAGUCAAGUUAAUUGCGCGGUUAACGACAGUGUCAUUUCAUUUCACUUACUAUGGUUUGAAGUAGGCACGUUUCUGUUGUAUAUAAUUUACAAAAGCAGGCGAUUGGUCAGGGGGAUCGAGAUAACCGAAAUUCAGUGGCAAAUUUGACCGCCUUUUGUUGAUCGAGAUAUCCGUUUUCGGCGACAUAAAAUAAUCGACAUAACCAAAAGAGACACUUUGGUGGUUCCACUUCAAAAACGUCGACAUAACAGGGUUGGCGAGUUAACCAAGGUCGAGAUAAGUGGGCUCGACUGUAUUUUGCAAAUUUCUGUUUUGUCAAAUUGUGAUGUCCCAAGCUUUGCAUCUUUGUCUUUCAGAGACGUCUAAGGAGAAGAGCCAACAAAGUUGUAACGGUAACAACCAAUUUGUAUUGCAGUCAACUCUGUAUGAUGGUGAUGGCUUGUUAAAUGUGACAGAUGAAAAUAUACGGGGCCUAUUUUGUUUUGAGUAUACUUCUUGGGGAUGUGCUUCUGGUCGAAUCUCCAGAACCGAUUAAUCUGGAAAAAGACAGUAAGUUGCUAUAGAAAAAUGCAUUGAACUAGGAUUAUUUGCUGUAAUAAAUUACUAAUCGUUUUGUAUUUUAAUGAGAGUAAGGAGAGAGAGGGAGAGACUUCAAUCAGGUGAAUUAGAAAGAAACAUGCGAAAAGAGGUAUGGGUAAAUCUGAAAAGAGGACGCAACAGAACAUCGGACGUAUCGGCAAGAAGCCUUCUUUGGCGAAUAAACAACGGAUGAAAAAAGAAUAUUAAAAGUAAAUUUAAAAAAAAAAACGGGCUGAAAUGGUGUAUCCCAGAGGACAAAAACUGGGAACGUAGGCCGCUGUAUAUGGACGUCUGCAUGUGUGUUUUGUGUUAAUGUGAUCAUAUUUGCUUUCACACUAACGCGCUAUUGCUCAGCAAAUCAGGUCCAUCGUUGAAACUGGUGUAGUCUGAGGUGAACGCUGUAGCGCCACUGAUGAUGAUGAUCAGUCCUCUGAAUGUCCUCAUGUGGUCUAGUCUCAUCUGAGUGGCAUGCCAAUAUAUAUCGCUGUUUUAUUCUAUUCCCACUGUAGAGUCUUGAUUCUUUCGACUUGUUGUAGACAAAAGAGUUGAAAUCGUAAAAAAAAAAUUAAAUAAACCAGUCGAUCAUCUCACAAGUCUUAUCAAAUUGGCCGUUUUGGUAGUUCAGAUGGAGCUGGUAGCGAAUGUACAAUCCGGGGUCAUUAGUGGGUAAUCUCAGACCCUCACCAGAAUAUGUGUGUCAGUUAGUAGUUCAGUGUAAAUACAUCGUUUCACUGCCUAUCAACGUCCUUAAUCAAAUUCUCCUCAGACAUAUAUGACUUGAACAGGAUUUGCGCUCAAGUUGCAACUGUGAAAAAUUACAUGGACAUCCACAUCAACAACUUGAAAGGAUCGCGAGCGUGCAAUGUGACCCUGGAAGCCGACGAGAAGAAGAGUACGCUGAAGGCGUAUUUCAAGAAAUACAAGGCUGGUGACGCAUGUUCGGGUGCCGUCAAUCUUUACGACUCCAGGAACUUUGCACAAUUGGGUGAACUUGUAUUAGCUUAAUGAUUUAUUUAAAUGUGAUAAUUUUGAUGGAUCACAGCAUAUUUCCUAAACCUCUUGCCCCAUAGGAUGGAUCCACCUUUGAACGCAUUGCAAAGAUCUGCUCUCGACGCGGAGGCGGUCAGAUCUGAGUAGUUGGAGACACUCCGUUGUACCACACCACUCCAUUACACAACAACGACCAGACCUUUUCACACGCCAGAUAUUUUUUUAUGUUUUCAUUAAUUUCCCCAAGCAAUUUUAAUUACGUUGUGAGCCUGUUUUUUUUUUUUUUUUUUUUUUUUUUUUUUUUUUUUUUUUUUUUUUUUUUUUUUUUUCUUUUUUUUUUUUUUUUUUUUUUUGGGCUUUUUUUUUUUUUUUUUUUUUUUUUUUUUUUUUUUGUUUUAAAAUGUCGGAUCUCAUCAUCAUCAUGUCUUUUAUUGUUAUGCUUAUCUCUGUGACAUUCUUUCUUUGGUCAAACAACUGUAAUCUUCUAGGAUUUCUGGCUAAUCCAAAGUCAAGUGUUGGGAUUCCGUUUUAGUUUAUAGUUCCCAAGUUAAGUAUCCUUAACUCAUUGGUCAAGGAUGGUAUUCAAUAGCUUUCCUAUCAUCUUUUUUAUUCAAAAAAAAAAAAAAAAAAAAAAAAAAAAAAAAAAAAAACAAAAAAAAAAAAAAAAAAAAAAAAAAAAAAAAAAAAAAAAAAAAAAAAAAAAAAAAAAAAAAAAAAAAAAAAAUUUUCCUAACACUUUUUUUAUUAAAAAAAAAAAAAAAAAAAAAAAAAGGCAACGAAGGCUACUGCAAGAGUGAGGCACCAAAGGGGCACUAUGAGUUGGGCACAUCGGGCACCUUGAGCGUUGCAAAAGGGGACAGCAGCAUCGAUGCCGUCAUAAGAGUGGUUGAGUACUACAUAAAGGAUAAGGGUAAAUAACGUAUUCAUAACCUAAAAUCGUCAUUGUCACGUAAUAACGACAUUUCCAACAAAUAACACGACAUUAACUUAAUAACGUCAUUGUGUCCAAAUAACGUCAUUAUCACUAAAUAACAUCACUGUCACCAAAUAACGACAUUAUCACUAAAUAACUUCACUGUCACCAAUUAACGUCAUUGUCACCAAUUAAUGUCAUUGUCACCAAUUAAUGUCAUUGUCACCAAUUAACGUCAUUGUCACCAAAUAACGUCAUUGUCACCAAAUAACGUCAUUGUCACCAAUAAACGUCAUUGUCACCAAUUAAUGUCAUUGUCACCAAUUAACGUCAUUUUCACCAAAUAAAGUCAUACUCACUACAAUACGUCAUUGUUCCGUCUCAAACACAUUGAAUGAUUUACGAUGUGUUCAAGACUAGCUAGAAUGAUAUUUUCCAAGGAUUGUGUAAUUGGGGGGGGGGGGAAUACAAUACUUCCCAUGUUUGGUAGUUUAUUAGGGGCGGUAGCACAGUCUGAACUAAGGAUAGGACCAGCUGACAAGAGGGCGGGAACAGCUUACGACAUGGUAGGACCAGCUGACAAGAAGGUAGGACUAGCUGACAAGAAGGUUGGACGGGCUGACAAAAUGGUAGGGCAAGCUUACAAGAGGGUAGGAUCAGCUGACAGGAGGGUAGGCUCAGCUGACAAGAGGGUAGCAUCAACUGUCAAGAGGUUAGGGCCGGCUGGCAAGAGGGUAGGAUCAGCUGACAAGAGGGUAGGACAAUUUGAGCAAAGGAUAGGACAAACAGACACGAUGGUAGGAUCAGCUGACAAGAGGGUAGGCCAACCUGCACUAAGUGUAUGACCAGCUGACGAUAGGGUAGGCCAACCUGCACUAAGGGUAUGACCAGCUGACAAGAGGGUAGGACAACCUGCACUAAGGGUGUGACCAGCUGACAAGAGGGUAGGACAGCCUGCACUAAGGGUAUGACCAGCUGACGAUAGGGUAGGCCAACCUGCACUAAGGGUAUGACCAGCUGACGAUAGGGUAGGCCAACCUGCACUUAGGGUAUGACCAGCUGACGAUAGGGUAGGCCAACCUGCACUAAGGGUAUGACCAGCUGACGAUAGGGUAGGCCAACCUGCACUAAGGGUAUGACCAGCUGACGAUAGGGUAGUUACCGCUGACCAAAGGUUAGGUCCAUCUAACCACAGAUUAGGACCACCUAACCGCAUGGCAGGACCAUAAGGCUACAUACAUUGUGUGAUAACAAAAUCGGAUAAACGUGGAACAAGCUAAGAAGCAAAGAGUGCCAUAUACCCAGGCUUAGAAGCCACGAGGGCCUUAUGCCCAGGCUUAGAAGCCACGAGUGCCUUAUACCGGGGCUUAGACGCCACGAGUGCCUUAUGCUUAGGCUCAAAAUCCACGAGUGCCUUAGGCCCAGGCUUAGAAGCCACGCGUGCCUUAGGCCCAGGCUUAGAAGCCACGAGUGCCUUAUGCCCAAGCUUAGAAGCCACGAGUGUCUUAUGCCCUAGUCUUGAAGGGGUAAUAUCACUUAUAAGAUAACAUUAAAAGAAAUAUAACUGAAAAAAAAAAAAAAUUUUGAACGGGAAACAAAGAACAAAUGAGAACUUUUAAACAUGACUUAUUCAAGACAAUCUCUGUGUAAAAAAUAUGUCUUAUCUGAGACAAUCUCUGUGUAAAAAAAGUCUCAGAUAUUUAUCUGAGACAAUCUCUGUGUACUGUCCUCCUCAUAACUCUAUUUUAGUGGCCUUUGGAGAAGUUUAUCAAUUAAUUGUAAGAAACACAGUUCAAUAUCUACAAAUUUCCAGAAUACCUGUUUAACAUUAUUGCGUUAGAUUAAAGUACCCAGAAUUCUGGUCCAACCAUCGGAGUAGAUACAACGAUGUGAACCUUGCUUUCACUCUGAGGGCACCUUGCAAUGAUCUUAACUUUUCUCUCGUCCAGAGUGCCCUGAAGGGAAAUUCGACUGCCAAGAAAAGAACCUCUGCAUCGCCAAAAGCAUCGCCUGCGAUAAAAGUGCAGACUGCCCGAACUCGAAGGACGAGGGCGACGAAUGCCCCAUAAUCAACUGGCGGCCCCUUUACACGCUGAUCGUGUUUGUCGGGAUAGUGCUCGCCUUCUGCGUGUGCGCCAUGGUCGUGUGGGAGGAGACCAGCCGGAAGAAGCGUGGGAAUCGUCCUUUGCCGCCGCCAGAGCCGCAGACGAUCGCGCCCGGCCGGUUUGACGGCGCUUACACGGAACACUUUGGAGUGCCGGAAAAGCAGCCGGAUACAGAGCCGACUGCUUAUUCACCGAUCCGCAGCAGCCCUGCUCAAAUUCCCGCCACAACCACGAGUCCAGUGUAGCGCCGGCGUCUCUUUAAGUAGCCCCAAGUACUGCUUCAGUGAUACAAUGGGGACUCUCAUUCAUCCAAUCCGAAUACUGUCAUAAAUUAGUCAUGGCUACUGUAAGUAGCCAAAUCCAAGUACUGGCAGAGAUGCUGUACAGUCUUCUCUCAAAUUCCUAUCAAAUUUUUCUACCACAACUCUGUUUGAAUGAUAGCCUAAGGUUCAUAAGAUAUUAAAUGCUGCUCAAUGAAAUCUCCGCCAGAUGCCCUUUUAAGAACGCAACUUAAAAUAAUCAUCGCAGAGAUUAACCUCAUUCAUCAAUACUAUAGUUUUAAAAUGCAUAUUUCAACUGAUUGAAAUAAGAAAUAAAAUAAUAAAAGUGAGUAUUUUGUUAUAACAAAGAAUUCACACAUCCUUUAGAUCAGUGGUUCUCAACCUUCCUAAUGCCCGAACCCUUUAAUUAAGUUCCUCAUGUUGUGGUGACCCCCC